Messenger RNA from Aphanomyces invadans, 645 nucleotides. RefSeq lists its product as hypothetical. The transcript has a single exon. The coding region runs from base 1 to 645 and encodes 214 amino acids. The record is from RefSeq and is a predicted model, not a curated record. NCBI's taxonomy places the organism in Eukaryota, Oomycota, Saprolegniomycetes, Saprolegniales, Verrucalvaceae.
AUGAAAUGUCGACGGGGCAAACACUCGAGCAAAACCAGCCGUAAGCACGACCAGUUGCACCAGACACAUCGCCCAGAACCAUGUGCACUGAUCUCGAUACGUGGGAGGCACGCAUCCGUUGUACACACUGCAUUGGACGCAGCGCAAGAGGAUGUAACCCAACACAAUGACCGCUUUUCCCUUGUGCCGAAACUUUGCAGCAAUCGCGGCAUCGAAGCGCUUAACGAGUUGUACCAACGAAACGAUGGCCACACACGUCAUGCCCACGUCCAGCAGCGCCAGAACGACGCGGAUCGCGGCACCACUUGUCUUCACUCGGGAAGUUGUUGCGUCAUGGGCGGCGGCUGCCGUGACGAGAACAGGAUGGACGAGCGCAAACUGCAGCAUCACGCGACGGUGCGCCAUGUACGUGACCCGCGCUUGGCGCACUUGGUCGUAGUCUUGUGUGUCAUCGUCGCAGGGGGAGGCAAACGCUGGUGUCGGAGGAAUGACCUGCGCCUGAUGCUUGGCCAAGACGUCAAUCGCUCGCUCGGUGCCACCGACCUGCACAACCAUGAGGAAGAAUGCGGACGCGGCGAAAAGCGUGUCAAGAGUCGCGGCGGCCGCGUCCACUACAAUGUGGAGGACGGAAGGUUGCAAAGAUGA